Messenger RNA from Macrosteles quadrilineatus (aster leafhopper), 1431 nucleotides. RefSeq names its product sporozoite surface protein 2-like. The transcript has 4 exons. The record is from RefSeq and is a predicted model, not a curated record. Bases 1 to 1431 code for a protein of 476 amino acids. NCBI's taxonomy places the organism in Eukaryota, Metazoa, Arthropoda, Insecta, Hemiptera, Cicadellidae.
AUGGCGGCUUUAGUCUCCGGAAGCUCCAGUGCGGCUCUCAGUUCUGGUCCAGGCUUCACCGAGGGAGGCUCAGCCAUGUUUGAGAGAAAAUUCUGUAAUUCUCCUUUGCCCCCCUUCCUGACUCCAAGAAACAAACCAACACCCGCCUUUAUACCCUCCAUGUCCUCAAUAACCUUUGAUGUUUCACUUCAACCCUUGCUAGACUAUACUCUGAAACGGAAUGUUUACACCUCCACCGUGCAGUCUCAGAGACGGCCCAACCCUACUUCACCAACCGGUCUAGCAUUAGAACCCAGCUCACAAAUCCAGCAACUAACCACACCAAUUCAACCAACAACAACGACCCAACCAGCCACAGAAAACCAACCAACCACAGAAACCCAACCAACCACAGCUUCCGAACCAGCCAAAGCAACCCGACCAACCACAACUACCCAACAGGCCAAAACAACCCAACUAACUACAUCGACUCAACCAACCACAGAAUCCCAACCAACCAAAGCACAGACACCGACACCUAGCCACCCAAAGCAACACAUCCAACUAAUGCAGCCCAAACAACCACAACAAAUCUACCAGCCACAGCUUCCCAUCCAAUUAAAUCACAGCUACCCAACCAGUCACAGCUACCCAACCAACCACAGCUUCCUAACCAACUACAGCUUCCCAACCACAGCUUCCCAACCACAGAUUCCCAACCAACUACAGCUUCCCAACCAACCACAGCUUCCCAACCAGUCACAGCUACCUAACCAAUCAAAGCUUCCCAACCAGUCACAGCUACCUAACCAAUCACAGCUUCCCAACCAACUACAGCUUCCCAACCAACUACAGCUUCCCAACCAACUACAGCUUCCCAACCAACCACAGCUUCCCAACCAACCACAGCUUCCCAACCAAUCACAGCUUCCCAACCAACUACAGCUUCCCAACCAACUACAGCUUCCCAACCAACUACAGCUUCCCAACCAACUACAGCUUCCCAACCAACCACAGCUUCCCAACCAACCACAGCUUCCCAACCAAUCACAGCUUCCCAACCAACUACAGCUUCCCAACCAACCACAGCUUCUCAACCAAUCACAGCUUCCCAACCAACUACAGCUUCCCAACCAACUACAGCUUCCCAACCAACCACAGCUUCCCAACCAACCACAGCUUCCCAACCAACCACAGCUUCCCAACCAACCACAGCUUCCCAACCAAUCACAGCUUCCCAACCAACUACAGCUUCCCAACCAACCACAGCUUCCCAACCAGUCACAGCUACCUAACCAAUCACAGCUUCCCAACCAGUCACAGCUACCUAACCAAUCACAGCUUCCCAACCAACCACAGCUUCCCAACCAGUCACAGCUACGCAACCAAUCACAGCUUCCCAACCAUCUACAGCUUCCCGACCAACCACAACAGUUCAAUCAACAACUUUAA